Penicillium lagena is the source of this 1098-nucleotide messenger RNA. RefSeq lists its product as uncharacterized. The record is from RefSeq and is a predicted model, not a curated record. NCBI's taxonomy places the organism in Eukaryota, Fungi, Ascomycota, Eurotiomycetes, Eurotiales, Aspergillaceae. The transcript is spliced from 4 exons. The coding region runs from base 1 to 1098 and encodes 365 amino acids.
AUGUCUACGGCACAUAAUUCGCCGGCCUUUUUGGCCCAAGAUCGCCGGAAACCGGCUGCUAUCGGUAUGGUAGUCACGACAACACUGUCAACCAUUGUGGUUUUGGCUCGCCUAUAUGCCCGAGGGUAUUUGAUUCGAGAGUUAGGUUGGGAUGAUUAUACAAUCGUUAUCGCACAACUGGUCGCUUGGCUCGACAUGGCGCUGUCUCUCAUGGACGUUCACUAUGGUGGCGGUCAGCACCUUAUGGUGAUUAUGGGCCACCCAAAAAACCUGGUUCUCAUGUACAAAUGGCUUGUCGCUGCCCAGAUGAUCUACUUUUUGAGCCUCUGGCACUGUCGCGUCUCCGGUUUGUUUUUCUACGCCCGUCUCAACCCAAUGCCACGAUUUCAGCUAUACCUGCGCAUUUCAUUUGCAUUUGUGACGGCUGUAUUUGUCUCACAGGCACUUGUCAUUGCACUUCAAUGUAUUCCACUCCAGGCCCUAUGGGACCCUACGGUGAAAGGCAAAUGCAUAGGCUCUACAGCUGUCUUUCUCUCGACUUCGGUACUCACAAUUAUCUGUGAUUCACUUAUUCUAAUAUUGCCAACCAAAAUUGUCCUCGGAUUGCAGGUCAAUUUAAUUCGGAAGUUGGUCUUGUGGUUUGUGAUUUGCUUCGGGGUUCUUGCUAUUGUUACAUCAAUUCUCCGCAUGGUCUCUAUGAUCGUUGCCAUUCAACACCCCGAAGACAUCACAUGGUUCUUCUCCGUUGUGGUGGCCUGGUCUAGUGCGGAGAUCAGUGCCUUCAUUAUUGCCCUCUCAUUGCCUGCCUUGAAAGGCUUAUUCGGCUUCUUGCGAAGCAGGGGGAAUUCAAGCUCUGGUCAGAGUAGCGGUUCUCAGCCCAUUAGUCUCGGGUCAGUCCCUCGAACAGCCAAGCAUAGAAGAAUCUAUGAAGGACCAAAUUUUUACCAGAACUCAUCCGAUGCUGAGGCCCAGAAAGACACCCCGAAAAGUCCAAGUCAGGAGACGCUUUGGAAUGAUCGGGACAGGCGAGAUAUUCGCGUCAUAGAUGAAGUGGAAGUGCAUGUGGAUGAUGAUGAUGAUCUUCGCGCUCGAAGAUGA